AUGGCCGGAGGUGCCGCCGGGGGUUUCGUCACUCGAGCAUUCGAUUCUAUGCUCAAGGAGUCUUCUGGCAAGAAGUUUCCCGAACUCCAGAAAGCUAUUCAGAAUUACACAGAUAUCACGAAAGAGGCCAACCAGAAAAAGCAGAGCGAGGUCAAUCAAGCUGCUCCCUCAGCUGAAUCUGGCAGUGCGAAUGAGACUGAUGAUGGAGUGGCAACUAGGACAGAAGCAGAUCAGUCACAGAAGGCUGAGCAUGCUUCAAAUGACAGGCCUAAGACUGGAAACAUUAAUGUUGUCUUGGCUAGUGCUGGGAAUAUACUUGAAGGAGCUGAUGCAGAAGUUGUUUUAAAUCCUCUUCGUCUUGCAUUUGAGACUAAGAACUUGAAAAUCCUUGAAUCUGCUUUGGAUUGUCUUCAUAAACUUAUUGCGUACGACCAUUUGGAGGGAGAUCCUGGGUUAGAGGGUGGUAAAAAUGUCCCAUUGUUUACCGACAUUCUAAACAUGGUUUGCAGUUGUGUUGACAAUUCAUCACCUGACAGAAUCACCAUGCAGUACCAUUCUCCAAGUGCUAAAAGUUCUUCUUACUGCCGUGGCUUCUACAAAAUUCAGAGCAAGAGCCCUAUAAACCAAGCAACGUCAAAGGCAAUGCUGACACAGAUGAUCAGCAUCAUUUUCAGGAGAAUGGAAACUGAUCCGGUUCAAGCUCCAUCUGUUUCUGGUGGCCAAACAAUUUCAAAGGCAGCUUCAGCAGAUAAUUUGAACCCAAAAUCUGAUGAAUCUUCGAUGGGAGACUCAAACGAAAAGGAAAUGAGUUUGGGUGAUGCACUUACUCAAGCCAAGGAUGCAUCACCGACAUCUCUUGAGGAACUUCAAAAUCUUGCUGGGGGUGCUGAUAUCAAGGGUUUAGAAGCAGUACUGGACAAGGCUGUGCAUACCGAAGAUGGUAAAAAGAUAACACGUGGGAUUGAUUUGGAGAGUAUGGGUAUAGUACAACGCGACGCUUUGUUGGUAUUCCGCACUCUUUGCAAGAUGGGUAUGAAGGAAGAUAAUGACGAAGUUACUACCAAGACGAGAAUAUUGUCUCUUGAGCUUCUUCAGGGUUUGUUGGAGGGAGUCAGCCACUCAUUUACAAAGAACUUCCAUUUUAUUGAUUCAGUGAAGGCGUAUCUUUCGUAUGCACUGCUACGAGCUUCAGUUUCACAAUCCCCUGUCAUAUUUCAGUAUGCAACUGGAAUAUUCUUGGUGCUGUUAUUGCGAUUCAGGGAGAGUCUCAAAGGUGAAAUAGGGAUCUUCUUUCCAUUGAUUGUUCUUAGACCACUGGAUGGUUUGGAAUUUCCUGUCAACCAAAAAAUUAGUGUUCUUCGGAUGUUAGAAAAAGUAUGUAAGGAUCCACAGAUGCUUGUUGACAUCUUUGUGAAUUAUGAUUGUGAUCUUGAGGCACCAAACUUGUUUGAACGAAUGGUUACUACUCUAUCCAAAAUAGCUCAAGGGACUCAAAAUGCUGAUCCAAAUUCAGUUGUUGUUUCUCAAACAGCUUCAAUCAAAGGCUCAUCACUCCAGGGUCUUGUGAGUGUGCUUAAAUCACUGGUUGAUUGGGAGCAAUCACGUAGGGAUUUGGAAAAGUUAAAGAAUAAUCAGCAAGAAGGGAUCUCAGCUGAAGAUUCUUCUGAAAUAAGAGUCAGGGAAGAUGUGACUAGUGAUUUUGAGAAGGCUAAGGCCCAUAAGUCCACAUUGGAGGCUGCCAUUGCUGAGUUCAACAGAAAACCAACGAAGGGGGUGGAAUAUCUAAUAUCAAAUAAGUUGGUGGAAAACACACCUGCUUCAGUUGCUCAAUUUUUGAAAAACACUCCCAAUUUGGAUAAGGCUACAAUUGGUGACUAUUUAGGUCAACAUGAAGAGUUCCCCCUUGCUGUGAUGCAUGCUUAUGUAGAUUCAAUGAAAUUUUCUGGAUUGAAAUUUGAUUCUGCAAUCAGGGAGUUCCUUAAAGGAUUCCGCCUUCCUGGGGAAGCUCAAAAGAUAGAUCGGAUCAUGGAGAAGUUUGCAGAGAGAUACUGUGCAGACAAUCCAGGCCUUUUUAAAAAUGCAGAUACAGCAUAUGUGCUAGCUUAUGCUGUUAUUAUGUUAAAUACUGAUGCUCAUAAUCCAAUGGUGUGGCCCAAGAUGGCCAAGUCCGAUUUUGUUCGCAUGAAUGCUAGGGAUGAUCCAGAUGAAUGUGCUCCUAGAGAACUGCUAGAAGAGAUCUAUGAUUCCAUUGUCCAAGAAGAGAUUAAAAUGAAAGAUGAAGCAGCUUUCAUUGGAAAAAGCAGCAGACAGAAGCCCGAUGGUGAAGAAGGACGACUUGUCAGUAUUCUUAACCUGGCACUCCCUAAAAGAAAGUCAUCCGGAGAUGCCAAGUCUGAAAGUGAGGCCAUCAUUAAGAAAACACAAGCUAUAUUCAGGAAUAAAGGGGUGAAAAGAGGAGUUUUCUACACUGCCCAGCAGAUUGAACUUGUAAGGCCCAUGGUUGAAGCUGUUGGGUGGCCUUUGCUUGCUACUUUUUCUGUAACUAUGGAGGAAAGCGAUAACAAACCUCGUGUUGUUUUGUUGAUGGAGGGAUUUAAAGCUGGUAUACAUAUUACUUUUGUGCUUGGAAUGGAUACCAUGAGAUAUGCAUUUCUAACAUCUCUUGUCAGGUUUACUUUCUUGCAUGCCCCCAAGGAAAUGCGUAGUAAAAAUGUGGAAGCUCUGCGCACAUUGUUGGUCCUGUGUGAUUCAGACAUGAAUGCUCUUCAAGACACAUGGAAUGCAGUUCUGGAAUGUGUUUCUCGCCUUGAAUUUAUAACAUCAACUCCUUCAAUUUCUGCUACUGUUAUGCAUGGGUCAAAUCAAAUCUCCAAGGAUGCUGUUGUUCAAUCUCUGAGAGAAUUAGCUGGGAAACCUGCUGAACAAGUUUUCAUGAAUAGUGUCAAACUACCUAGUGAUUCAGUUGUGGAAUUCUUCACUGCUCUCUGUGGUGUAUCAGCUGAAGAGCUAAAACAAACUCCAGCUCGUGUCUUCAGCUUGCAGAAGCUUGUGGAAAUUAGUUAUUACAAUAUGGCUCGUAUACGUAUGGUCUGGGCUAGAAUCUGGUCUGUCCUAGCAAAUCACUUUAUAUCAGCAGGGAGUCAUCACGAUGAGAAAAUUGCUAUGUAUGCCAUAGAUUCUCUAAGACAACUUAGUAUGAAGUAUUUGGAGCGUUCUGAACUGGCCAAGUUCUCGUUCCAAAAUGAUAUUCUGAAACCAUUUGUUGUUCUUAUGCGGAAUAGUCAAAGUGAAUCCAAAAGGAGGCUAAUUGUUGACUGCAUUGUCCAGAUGAUAAAAUCUAAGGUUGGAAGCAUAAAGUCUGGAUGGCGUAGUGUAUUUAUGAUUUUUACAGCUUCUGCAGAUGAUGAAUUAGAAUCAAUUGUUGAGAGUGCAUUUGAAAAUGUUGAGCAGGUCAUCUUAGAACACUUUGAUCAAGUAGUGGGAGACUGUUUCAUGGAUUGCGUGAAUUGUCUGAUCAGAUUUGCCAACAAUAAAAGCUCACAUCGUAUUAGUUUGAAGUCUAUUGCACUCCUGCGGAUCUGUGAGGACCGUCUUGCAGAGGGCCUUAUUCCUGGAGGUGCUUUAAUGCCUAUUGAUGCUAAUUUGGAUACAACUUUGGAAGUAACUGAGCAUUAUUGGUUCCCCAUGUUGGCUGGUUUAUCUGAUCUAACAUCGGAUCAAAGGCCAGAGGUCAGAAGUUGUGCACUUGAAGUCUUGUUUGAUUUAUUGAAUGAAAGAGGUAGCAAGUUCUCCACAUCAUUUUGGGAGAGUAUUUUCCAUCGAGUUCUAUUUCCAAUUUUUGAUCAUGUGAGACAUGCUGGAAAAGAGAGCUUUAUUUCCACUGAUGAUGAUUGGUUUCGUGAAACAAGCAUACAUUCGCUUCAGCUGCUAUGCAACCUUUUCAACACAUUCUACAAGGAGGUUUGUUUUAUGUUGCCUCCACUACUGGGUCUGCUGUUAGAUUGUGCAAAAAAAACAGAUCAAACAGUGGUCUCAAUAUCUCUUGGUGCUUUGGUGCAUCUCAUUGAAGUAGGUGGACACCAAUUCAGUGAGACUGACUGGGAUACAUUACUUAAAAGCAUAAGAGAUGCUUCAUACACUACCCAACCUCUAGAGCUGCUUAAUGCAUUAACUUUUGAAAAUGCGAGAAACCCUGGAAGCAUUAUCAGUGAUUCUGAAGGCAACCCAGGGGACAGUGGUGCCAUCAGCUCUAUUGACAAUGAGGUAAUGGGUGACCAUCAACAUAAUGUCAAUAGUAACGGGAAAUUGUCCCCCUUGGCAUCCUCAAAUACAAAUGCUGAUGAAGUUGAAGAUUCUGCAUCACAGACAAAUGCAGAUCAGUCUGAAGGUCUUCCAUCUCCAUCAGGAAGAACUCCCAAGUCUGCAGAUGGGGGAGGUUUCCAGCGGAGUCAAACCCUGGGUCAACGGAUUAUGGGAAAUAUGGAAAAUCUCUUCCUUCGAAAUCUUACAAAAUCUAAAAGCCCAAUCUCUGGUGCUUCUCAACCAUCGUCUCCAGUUAAGGUUGCUGAUACUGUAGAGCCAGAUACCAAGAAUGAGGAGAGUCCUUUGCUGGUAACUGUCAGGGGAAAGUGCAUUACACAGUUAUUGCUUCUAGGUGCAAUUGAUGGUAUUCAGAAGAAAUAUUGGGCAAAGUUAAAAGCACCACAGAAGGUUUCUAUAAUGGACAUUUUGCUGUCUUUGUUGGAGUUUGCUGCUUCAUAUAAUUCAUCCACCAAUCUUAGAACUCGAAUGCACCAAAUUCCUGAUGAAAGGCCACCAAUAAAUCUUCUUCGUCAGGAAUUAGCUGGUACUGGCGUAUAUCUCGAUAUUUUACACAAAGCUACGUAUGGCUUUGAAACAAAAAAGGAAAAAAGUACAGAUUCUGAUGGAUUUCAAGAUGCGGAUUCUAGAGAAGUUAAUGGCAUUACUCAAGAUUCUGAUGCACAAGAGAAAUUUGAAAGGUUAGCUGAGGAGAAACUAGUGUCUUUCUGUGAACAGGUGCUCAGGGAGGCAUCUGAUCUCCAGUCAAGUACUGGAGAAGCCAAUAACAUGGAUAUUCAUCGAGUCUUGGAACUGCGUGCUCCCAUAAUUGUUAAGGUGCUUCAAAGUAUGAGUUUUAUGAACAGUAAGAUUUUCAGAAGACACCUAAGGGAAUUCUACCCUUUGCUAACAAAACUUGUUUGCUGUGACCAGAUGGAUGUCCGGGGAGCUCUUGGUGAGUGUUGGAGCAAAGGGUCCUCAGAAACAAAGGUAAGUCGAGGUAGAAACAAAGACAACAUGGGAUUCCAACAUUUUAGUACCUGUUUUUUGUUAGCAUUAUGCAUUCUAAGUCAAGGUUUGGCAAAGGGUGCUUUUGGGUUUGCUUGCAACUGGGGAACGCGUUUAACUCAUCCUCUUCCACCUCAAAUAACUGUGAAGCUCAUGAAAGACAAUGGAUUCAAGCAAGUGAAGCUCUUUGAGGCUGAUCCCGCUGCACUAAAGGCUCUAGGAAAGUCUGGCAUUCAGGUGAUGGUUGGCAUACCUAAUGACCUCUUAGCAACCCUUGCUUCCAGUGUCGAUGCUGCCAUUGCAUGGGUCAACCAAAACGUAUCCAGUUACAUAUCCAAAAAUGGGGUUGAUAUAAGGUAUGUUGCUGUGGGAAAUGAGGCCUUUCUGAAAACAUACAAUGGUCGGUUUGUGAAUUCAACCUUUCCAGCCAUCCAAAACAUUCAAGCAGCCCUUAUAAAGGCAGGAUUAGGCAGGCAAGUGAAGGUGACAACCCCUCUAAAUGCAGAUGUGUACCAAAGUGACAGUGGUCUUCCAUCAGGGGGAAACUUCAGGCCUGACAUUCAUUACGAAAUGAUCUCCAUAAUAAAGUUCCUUAGCCAAAAUGGUGGCCCUCUAACAUUCAACAUCUACCCAUUUCUCAGCCUUGAUGCUGAUCCUCACUUUCCAAAAGAGUUUGCCUUCUUUGAUGGCUCUGCUGCCCCUGUGGUUGAUGGCUCCAUAACUUACACCAAUGUGUUUGAUGCCAACUAUGACACCCUCAUCACAGCCCUUGAGAAGAAUGGUUUUGGCCAAAUGCCUGUCAUCAUUGGAGAGGUUGGAUGGCCAACAGAUGGCACAGCAAAUGCCAACAUAAAGAAUGCUCAAAGGUUCAACCAAGGUUUAAUUGACCGCAUUGUGAAAAGGCAAGGAAGUCCCAAAAGACCUACCCCACCUGAUAUCUACUUGUUUGGAUUCAUUGAUGAGGAUGCCAAGAGUAUUGAGCCUGGCCCUUUUGAGAGGCACUGGGGUGUCUUCAACUUUGAUGGAUCCAUCAAAUACCCUUUAAAUCUUGGUGGGGGAAAACAACUAGUUGCUGCAAGAGGGGUGAGGUAUUUGCCAAAACAAUGGUGUGUGAUGUCAACUCAAGCAAAUGUUCAAGACCCUAAUGCUUUUGCUGACAGCAUGAGCAAAGCAUGCACAUACGCUGAUUGCACACCUCUCUCUCCUGGAGGAUCUUGCAGUGGAUUAGACGUAAGAGGCAAUGCUUCAUAUGCAUUCAACAUGUACUACCAGACCAUGGAUCAACGCAAAGAUGCAUGCAAUUUCAAAGGUCUCUCUGCCAUCACUAACAUCAACCCUUCACCACCUCAAAGUGCUUGCCAGUUCAAAAUCAUGAUCGAUCUGGGGAAGCAUGAAAAGAAGUCCACUACUCCUUCCAAUGCACCAAAUAUUAAACUAAACUUAAUGGUCAUGCUGGUGUCAAGCUUCAUUUUCACCAUGUUGUUGCUUCAUGCAUAG
Messenger RNA from Sphenostylis stenocarpa, 6804 nucleotides. The record is from the annotation of a GenBank genome assembly. Lineage: Eukaryota; Viridiplantae; Streptophyta; Magnoliopsida; Fabales; Fabaceae.